Molecule: messenger RNA, 2983 nt
Organism: Talaromyces stipitatus ATCC 10500
Lineage: Eukaryota; Fungi; Ascomycota; Eurotiomycetes; Eurotiales; Trichocomaceae
Product: chromosome segregation protein Cse1, putative
Exons: 8
Coding region: 1-2892 (963 amino acids)
Biological process (GO): protein import into nucleus; protein export from nucleus
Cellular component (GO): cytosol; nuclear envelope
Molecular function (GO): small GTPase binding; nuclear export signal receptor activity
Source: RefSeq, a predicted model, not a curated record
AUGGCAAAUAACCUGGGAGCUGUUGCUCAGCUUUUAGAGGCCAGCUUGGAUCCCAGGCAAAACAAACAAGCCGAACUUGCACUUCGACAAGAAGAGAAAAAGCCCGGCUUCUCGCUAUACCUACUCCAAAUUACCGCGUCUGCGGACUUCCCCUACAACACUCGGCUCGCAAGUGCCUUAUGCUUCAAAAAUUUAAUUCGGAGAAAUUGGGUCGACGAGGACGGAAAUCACAAGUUACCGCAAGAUGAAGUGGUCACAAUCAAGCGGGAGUUGAUCAAUCUGAUGAUCAAUGUCCCAGGAGGAAUUCAGACACAGCUGGGCGAGGCAGUCAGCGUGAUUGCAGACAGUGAUUUCUGGGAGCGAUGGGAUACACUUGUGGCGGAUUUGGUAUCACGAUUAGAUCCCAAGAACCCCGCUGUCAACAAUGGAGUCCUCACGGUGGCACACUCCAUUUUCCGACGAUGGCGUCCAUUAUUUCGAUCAGACGAUCUCUUCACCGAAAUUAAUCAUGUGCUAAAGACUUUCUCAACGCCAUACUUGGCAUUGUUCGAGGGCCUGGACGCUUACAUAGAGGAAAACAAAUCCAAUAAAGAGAAUCUAUCUCAAGGAUUCAAACAACUCGAGCUUAUGAUCAACCUUCUAUACGAUUUGAAUUGUCAAGAUCUCGCACCCCUUGUGGAGGACAAUGCACAGUCUAUCGCCAAUCUACUUCUCAAAUACCUGCUAUAUGAUAACCAGCUUCUUCACACCGACGAUGAAUCUGAAGCGGGACUUUUGGAGUUUGUCAAGGCAGCAAUUUUUGAGGUGUUGACUUUGUUUGUCCAGAAAUAUAGCGACGUUUUCGAACCUCACGUCGGACAAUUCGUUGGUAACUCUUGGAACUUGUUGACCACCGUCGGAGUAGAAACGAAAUACGACAUAUUGAUCAGCAAGGCACUUCAAUUCUUGACAUCAACCACAAGCAUGCCCGAACAUGCUAGGAUUUUCGAAGACCAAGGUACUCUGAGCCAGGUCAUUGAAAAGGUAAUUCUACCGAACAUUGCACUCCGAGAAUCCGACGAAGAGCUCUUUGAGGACGAGCCGAUUGAGUUCAUCCGCCGCGACCUUGAAGGUUCAGACAGCGAUACUCGACGUCGAGCAGCUACCGACUUUGUGCGGCAAUUGGCAACCAAAUUCGAGAACUCAGUCACACAAGUGGUCUCUCAGUACACGGAUCAUUACCUUGCCGAAUACGCAAAAAAUCCGGCGUCGAACUGGAAAUCAAAAGAUACUGCUACCUACCUGUUUUCCGCAAUUGCUGCCAAAGGCGCAGCAACAGCUUCACAUGGUAUUACAACUGUCAGCACACUAGUUGAUAUCGCGGACUUCUUUCAAAAACACCUUGCUACCGACUUGGUCUCUGACAGUGGAGUUAAUCCUAUCUUGAAAGUCGACGCCAUCAAAUACCUCUACUUGUUCCGAAGUAUCAUCACACCCCAACAGUGGCAGGAAGUGUUCCCUCUGCUGGUCAAGCAUUUGGGUUCCGACAACUAUGUUGUGUAUACUUACGCGGCUAUUGCUGUCGAACGAGUCCUUGCGUUCCACGAUUCUGCAGGUCAGCCUGUGAUCUCACCGGCCAAUAUCACGCCCUUGGCCAAAGAGCUUCUGGAGCAUCUAUUCCAGCUCAUUGAAAAGGAUCCUUCACCACCGAAGGUGCAAGAGAAUGAAUUCUUGAUGAAAUGUGUGAUGAGAGUUCUGAUUAUCAUCAAGGAGGAAGUUGUGCCUCUUACAGAUGCAGUCUUGGAGCAUUUGAUCAAAAUCACCAGAAUCAUUAGCGCUAACCCUAGCAACCCGCGCUUCUACUAUUAUCACUUCGAAUCGCUUGGCGCAUUUAUCAGAUUUGCUGCUCCUGCGAACCCCGAGAAAUUGGAACAAGCACUUUAUGCGCCAUUUACCGAGGUUCUCCAAGCGGACGUUCAAGAAUUCAUGCCUUAUGUCUUCCAACUAUUCGCUGCGCUACUUGAGGCAAACUCGUCCGCGACGUUACCAGAGUAUUACCAGAAUCUGAUUGCACCUAUUCUCAUGCCAGUCAUGUGGGAGUCCAGGGGCAAUGUGCCUGCAUUGGUCCGGCUACUCUCUGCUAUCAUUCCUCGCGGCGCGCAAUUCAUCUUGCAGAACAACCAGGUUGAGCCGAUUUUGGGACUUUUCCAGAAGUUGCUCUCUACAAAAGCAAACGAGAGCCAUGGGUUUGACCUGUUGGAAAGUGUUAUUGGAAGCUUUCCUGCCACUGCUCUGGAACAAUACUUUGUUUCCAUCAUGCAGAUUAUUCUGACUCGUCUGCAAAACUCGAAGACUGAGGUUUUGCAGUUGCGAUUCGUUCGCUUUUACCACUUUGUUUCGGCUCGGGAUGAUCAAGGUUACAGUGCGGACUUUUUCAUCCAGGUCACAGACAAGGUUCAAGAAGGUCUAUUUACACCCAUCUACCUUAACGUCAUCCUACCCGAAUCUCAAAAACUCGCGAGGCCAUUGGACCGCAAGACGGCAGUUAUUUCCUUCACAAAAACACUGGCCAACUCAGAAGCCUUUGCACAGCGAUAUAAGAAGGGUUGGGGUUUCACAUGCGAGGCCCUUCUCAAGUUGUUAGAACUGCCUCCUGUUCCAGUCACCCGGGAUGAUAUCAUUACGGAACACGACGUGGAUGACAUGGCAUUCGGAGUCGGAUUCACGCAACUGAACACUGUUCGACCUCGCCAAAAGGACCCAUGGCCGGAAACUGGAGCCGAUCUGAAAGUGUGGACAGGGAAGUAUCUGAAGGCGGCCAACACGAAGCACGGUGGCCGAAUUAAUGGAUUUGUUCAGGAACGACUCAGUCCUGAGCUUCAAAAAAUUCUUGUCAGUUAUAUGACGGCGUGAGAUGUGGUUUGUGGAGCAUGUGCAUCAUUCUGUUGAUUUAGACACCAUACCUAAUGCAUUUGGCGGCGAGUUUUAACGAGGUCAUACGAGU